Molecule: messenger RNA, 537 nt
Organism: Maniola jurtina (meadow brown)
Lineage: Eukaryota; Metazoa; Arthropoda; Insecta; Lepidoptera; Nymphalidae
Product: fibrohexamerin-like
Exons: 4
Coding region: 1-537 (178 amino acids)
Cellular component (GO): extracellular region
Molecular function (GO): structural molecule activity
Source: RefSeq, a predicted model, not a curated record
AUGGAUGUGAGAAAUGUAAGAAAAGGAGAUGAAAAUGACCUAUCAAACAUCAAAAGGCCAUGUCGUGUGUACGAUAUGUUCUGCAUCAGGAAGUACUUUGCCAAGCACUCUCGUUGUAAGGAAGCCCUCGGACCAGCACCGACUCCAUUGUAUAAAGCUCAGUCUACUUUUUAUAUACCGAGAGCGAAUUUGACCAUAACAUCACUUAGGGUUGAGUAUUCAGGAAUCAAUGGGCAAGUUGUGGAGUUUUAUAUAAACAAGAAGACUAACAAGCUGGUGCUCGCAGUGGAAUUCAAGGCCUUUAUGUUUAGGGCUGAUGAAAAUUAUUUUAGAUUCCACCGUAGAGGAAAGGAACCUAUUGUUAACAUGGAACCAAUCUUCAAUAUUACUUAUCCUUCUCUUGUGGGGACAAUUACCAUACCAAAUCUAAAGGAUUUACGGUUUAAAGACAGCGAGUCUUUUCUGUACAGAGACGAGCCUGAACUUAUUGUUGUGAUUGGCCCUAGGGCAUUCUCGGGCACUGGUAAUGAACAUUAA